AACACAGAGCCAGACAUAACUCUUCAUUGUUGAAGUUCAUUGGUGUAUAAAGCCGGCAUACAGAAUUGUACACGGCCACAAACGAUUCUAGAAUGACUAAGAGUUAUCCCACACGGAUUUGCUGCACUGUACUGUACAUGUACAUACUUUUUCAGAUAGUCCUACUGCAAAAUUUAUCCGAAUUGUUGGAAUCGGAAUUCAGCAGUUCUUUCACCAAAAACAUGAAAAUGGACCAAGUCUACUUGCUGUGUUCCUGGUGGUUAUGUAGCGGACUCUGGAUGGUUGUUAGUUCAGAACCUGCAGUGAUUGCGCGGAUCGUAACACCGGAGAGAGAUCAGAAGAUUGGUGGACGGUUUGGGAUGAUUUGUGUUGCUUCAAACCUGGAAGAAGAUCACAUCGUAGAGUUGAGGACUGAGGAUAACACACUGAGAUGGGGUAACGCUACUGUUGGAGGAAAUGAUCCACGAUUUAUGUUCGAUACAAAGCAGACAGGGAUAAGGGAAAUUACUCAAGAAUUCAACAUCACUGAUUUACAAAGGAGUGACGAUAAUGAAUAUAUCUGUCAUGUCAGAGAACCUUUACUGAGGGGAGGAACUGUAAGUGUGGCCAACUCUACCAUCAGACUGAGAGUGUACUCGUCCAGUGAGUCCUUCCCUAUCUGCUCCCCUGAUGGACCCAUUACAGUAGACGAAGGAGCACAGCUAUAUAUGUCAUGUGCAUCCGACGCUGGGAACCCCUCAAUCAUGAUUUCUCCAUUUUCCUCAUCACAAACGUGGUCAACAGAAAUAAUCAAUGGCAAAUCAUUCAGGUCAUUAAAUUUAACAAUUAAUACUUCCAAUGACAAUUUAACUUUCCAAUGCACUAUUUCAUCUGUGAUGAACAAUUCCCUGACGCAUUCUUGUUUCCUUGGGCCAAUUCAAGUACUCGGGGAGACUGAUUCUACGAUACAACAAAUUAGUGGCUUAACGACAGAAGCAAACCCAGCUGCAUCCAUCACGGCCCUGGCUGUAGGUGCAUCAGUAGGUGGAGCAGCUGCACUUGUUAUCAUCUUGAUUCUGGUUCUGAUUUGUUGCAAGCGUGGUUAUUGCGCAUCUCUAAAAUCCAACACCUCUUCCAAAGCAAGCACAGAGCUGAACUCUAACCCAAUCAUUAGCGCACACACGAUCAGUCAGUCACGCGUCUACGAAAACGCAGCACUUGACUAUCAAGAUGAUACCCAGGAUUAUGAGCAAGAAACCUGCCGCAAACCGAGCCAGGCUAGGAUAAAUGUAAGACCAGAACCAGAGGCAGGCGUCCUUUAUGCUCGCCCAUCACCGUCAGCCAAGCAAACUCCAACCGAAUACACCCCACCUGUGUAUGCAAAACCAAACAAGCCACAAGCACCUGUGGACGCAGCGAAUGACCAAUACGACGAACAGAGAUACAACAAUCCUGUAUUUGAUUCUGCGGAUCCUGACAGUUCCACCGCGCCGUUGGGAGAAGGAACCUCCGCGGCUCUCAAACCAACUGCCAUGACACCACCUUUCACGAAAGUUCCUAUGAAACCCCAGCCCUACAAGCCUAAGGACCAGCGUGCAAGUGAUCCCCGUUACGGCAUAGCUUACCAUCAGGGUAGAGGGGAGUCAACUCGACCCAAAUCGACCCCAUCCCUCCCAUCAACCGAUGCCCAUAUCCUUACUGCCAGUGAGAACCCCUGUGCUGAGCCCUCAUCGCCCGAUGGAAUGACAAUGUACACUGAGGUCUCAGUUCCACAGAUCAAGACCAGCACCGAUCGUGACACGCCGUCACUACCAGAUCACCUUGUCUAUGCUGACUUGAACUUAGAACCAGACUCAUCUAAAGAUGUCGGUCAGCCAGUAAUCUCAGAGGAGCCCGUGGCUGUGUACGCAAGAGUUAUGAAAAAUCGCCCCAACUCUGAGGAGACGAUGUGACUAUAAACUGAUUAUAUUUGUUUCAUUGUAGAAGAUUAUACAUGUACACCGUGUAAUUACUUCUUCAUACUUCAUUCUCAACGUACGAUAAAGCCACGGUUUCAACUUUCAGGAAAACUCUUCCAAUCGACACAGUUGUGAUUCGACAAAACACCGUUGAGGCUUGUAAAUCCUGCUAUUCAUUUGGAUAGCGAGGUUAUCAAUCUCUACAUUUUUAUGGCAACGGUCAUUACGAUCGUCUGUACAUGAACUUAAAGAGUUUCGCCUUUGCUCAAAUGUUCUUAUUUAGCGUGUACAUUGCCCACUUUACUUACCGUUAAGCUUAAGAUCUUCAUUGGUUUAUGAAUGUACAUGUAUACAGAAACUACGCUGAAUGCGUACAUGAGCUGAAUCGGUUUGGAUAAAGUGUUUUUGAUACGCGGUAUGUUUCUUUACAUGAGUCUAUAAUAUUAAGCCUGGAUUUUACAUUCGUACUUUCUCAAUAAGUCAAUUAAAGUAACAAAUAGACGUUAGACGUUAAUAAAGGUUGUAAGUUAUGGCACACCGGGCUAGACAUGUAGGCAAAAAACUGAAUAAGAAUAAGUCAGGUGUAUUUUUAUCUAUAAUUGGAAGAUUUCAACCAACUACCUUUACUCAGAAAUAUGAGAGACAUAUAUGCCAUGCACUAACUGAAGUUAAAUAAUAAAGGAAAAGCGGAGCCUAUGGUGAUCAAUCUGCUACCACUUUAUAGUGAUGGAAGGUGGAGGUUUAUGUGAAUAUUUCUACUCAGUCGCUAAUAAAAUAAUGCAACAUUUGAUAAAACAGCAGCUAUAACUGUAUACACCAAAGCCCUGGCUAUGGGAGAAAAAUAAAAUAUGUGGUCACCAAUAUGAAAAGCCACAUCAGCAUAAUCACUAAGAAGAUUGGAAUACAGGCAAAUUAGGCACACGGGUGAAUUUCACGCAAAACAGGUUUCAGUUUCAGGCACGCAGACAAAAAGCAAGCAACUGACUAGACAGCGUGAGACAUAGUGAAAACCAUGUAUGUUCUAUUACUACUGCAGAACCCACGAAAUAUACACAGAAUAUGAAAGUGGGAUUGCAGUUGUGCUGCAAGAUUCCAACUGAUAAGAAAAGUACUGGGCCAGAUAGUCAUCAGGCUACUUAACAUUUAAUCUGCAAGAUUUCAAGAGGUUUUGGGGCACGUCCGUAGCGUACGUUAAAUUUCAAAGAUGUAAUACGCACAGGAUGAUGGGAUUCCAUUUGUUAGGCAAGAUUCAUAAUUAUUUGUAGGUUCUGAUCAUGGCUGACCCUGGUUAGAAUAAGAAUUCGAUGAAUGAA
This is a messenger RNA of Acanthaster planci (crown-of-thorns starfish), 3250 nucleotides long. RefSeq lists its product as uncharacterized. The record is from RefSeq and is a predicted model, not a curated record. NCBI's taxonomy places the organism in Eukaryota, Metazoa, Echinodermata, Asteroidea, Valvatida, Acanthasteridae.